Ziziphus jujuba (common jujube) is the source of this 1389-nucleotide messenger RNA. Its product is annotated as putative glucose-6-phosphate 1-epimerase. The record is from RefSeq and is a predicted model, not a curated record. Gene Ontology annotation, biological process: carbohydrate metabolic process. The coding region runs from base 230 to 1150 and encodes 306 amino acids. Lineage: Eukaryota; Viridiplantae; Streptophyta; Magnoliopsida; Rosales; Rhamnaceae. Gene Ontology annotation, molecular function: carbohydrate binding; isomerase activity. The transcript is spliced from 9 exons.
GAUAUUCGGCUCUCUCACUCUCUCUUUCUCUAUCUUUGAGAUAUAUAUGUAUGGCUGCAUAACAUGGACUUCUCACGAACCCACAGCAUUAUUUCUUGUUCUUCUUCUUUUUCUUCCUACUUGAAGCCGAUAACAUUUUGUAAUAAUAAUUGCAAACAACCUGGAGUGGAAAAAAGGGAAAGUGAACCCAAUAGUGAGCACCAUAAGAGCAAAUCUUCGGCUGAGGCCGAUGCCGUUGAAUAUAGUACACGAUACCGAUGGAUUACCUCGAAUUAUACUGACUGAGCCAACUGGGUCUUCUGCGGAGGUGCUCUUGGAUGGCGGGCAGGUAAUUUCCUGGAAGAAUGAAAGAAGAGAAGAGCUUCUUUAUAGGAGCACCAAGGCUAUUUGGAAGCCACCAAAAGCCAUCAGAGGAGGAAUACCAGUCUGCUUUCCACAGUUUGGUAACUUUGGUUCACUGGAGCAGCAUGGAUUUGCAAGGAACAGAUUGUGGUCACUAGACAGUGAUCCUUCUCCUUUGCCUCUUGCUAAUAACCAGUCAUCAGUGGACCUGAUACUCAAGUCCACAGAAGAGGAUUUAAAGACCUGGCCUCGUAGGUUCGAGUUGCGGCUUCGUAUAUCCCUCAGUGCGGGCAAGCUCACAUUGAUUCCUCGUGUGAGAAAUUUGGAUAGCAAACCUUUCUCUUUCACAUUUGCUCUCCGCAACUACUUAUCCGUAUCAGACAUCAGUGAAGUACGUAUUGAAGGCUUGGAGACGCUAGAUUACUUUGAUAAUCUGAUGCACAGAGAAAGGUUCACUGAGCAGGCAGAUGCAAUUACCUUCGAUGGCGAGAUUGACAGGGUGUAUUUGAGCACCCCAUCAAAGAUUGCCAUAAUAGACCAUGAGAAGAAGAGAACUUUUGCAUUGCGGAAGAAUGGCAUGCCAGAUGCAGUUGUAUGGAACCCGUGGGACAAAAAGGCCAAGGCUCUUCCAGAUUUCGGGGAUGAAGAUUACAAAACCAUGUUAUCUGUGGGUUCUGCAGCUGUUGAAACCCCUAUUGUCUUGAAACCCUUUGAAGAGUGGAGGGGUCAUCAAGAACUCUCUACUGUUUCAUCAAGCUAUUGCAGUGGGCAAUUGGAUCCUUAUAAGGUUCUUUAUGGAUUUCACUGAGCUGAAGUUUGGUGUAAAUCCACCUUUCUUGUAAAAUUUUAUAUAAGCUUUUACAGUUUAGAUACACCCACAUACUGCCACUUGCUUAAUUAUUGGUCAUGUAUCACCUUUUAUUGUUGAUAGUUUAAAAUUUUCCUAAAGUAGCUGAAUAUGUGACGAGGAACAUUCUUAUAUUUUGCCGACUUCGUCACUUUUGUAUGAAAUUAAUAUUAGAUGAAGGAGUCAUCUUAGUUGCCUUA